Molecule: messenger RNA, 468 nt
Organism: Medicago truncatula (barrel medic)
Lineage: Eukaryota; Viridiplantae; Streptophyta; Magnoliopsida; Fabales; Fabaceae
Exons: 1
Coding region: 1-468 (155 amino acids)
Source: RefSeq, a predicted model, not a curated record
AUGAGGAUUGUCCUCACACAUGAGAAAAAGUUGUAUGUGCUUGAUGAAUCUAUUCCUAAGGAGCCACCUGUUGGAGCUCCUAGGGCUCAGAGAGAUGCUUAUAAUAAGCAUCUCAAUGACUCAGUGGAAGUCUCUUGCAUCAUGCUAGCAACCAUGACUCCCGAGUUGCAUAAACAACACGAGGGUAUGAUUGCGUUCGAUAUGAUCGACCACCUUAAUGAAGAGAAGGCUAGACAUGAAAGUUUUGAUGUCUCCAAUGCGCUGUUCUCAACCAAGUUGUUGGAAGGAAGUCCCGUAGGACCUCACGUACUCAAGAUGAUUGGGUAUGUUGAGAACCUAGCGCGGUCGGGUUUACCCCUUAAGCGGGAACGUGUUGUUGAUCUUAUAUUGCAAUCAUUGCCAGAAAGCUUCAGCCAUUUUGUCACGAACUUCCUCAUGAAUGACAUGGAAAUCUCUUCCACAACUUGA